Molecule: messenger RNA, 3945 nt
Organism: Phaedon cochleariae (mustard beetle)
Lineage: Eukaryota; Metazoa; Arthropoda; Insecta; Coleoptera; Chrysomelidae
Source: the annotation of a GenBank genome assembly
AGCUAUCCGAGUUGGAGCAGAGGGUUUUGGAGGCGGAGGGCAGAGCUGAAGAGGCGGAGGAUAAGGUGCGUAUAAUGGAACAGAAGCUCGCCUGGACGGCUCGCAGUGACGCCGAUUCCGGUGCACACAUCGACCGCUUGGAGACCGAGGUCGAGCAGCAGCGUCAGCUGCGGCUGCACGACGCGAAGCAGGUCGAGGCCAAGGCGGCCAGGAUCAAGGAGUGGGUGACCAACAAGCUGAAGGAGCUCGAGAUCCAGAACCAGACGCUGCGCGAGCAGAACAUCAAGUGCAACAGGCAGCUGGAGCUGCUGAGGAACCAUCUGGCGCUGUCGUCGGACAGACGAAGGUCGGAAGCGGGAUCUCCGGAGGGGAGGCAGUUCCCUCCAACGGCGAGCGCCGGCGCGCGCAGCCAGAAACACCGCCGCCACCAGUCCGUCUGCCUCUCAGCCGCCUCCGCCUUCGAGCCGCCCAUCCCCAGCACGCUGGUGGCCAGCGUUGACUUCGCCGCCGCCAUCAGCACCACCGCCAGCCUGAUGGACCCGCUGACGGACGAGCUGCGCGCGGCAGUCGACAAUCUCAGCGUCGGGGGCGGCAGAGUGCCCAGCAGCAGCGCGAGCGACCCCGAUUUGGCCCAUGAUUACGCGGAGAUUUACACGCCCAGUAGGGAGAAAAUGGGGGCGUGGCCGAGAGCGCCCACGCCGCCGCUGCAUCGGUUUCCGAGCUGGGAGGAGAAGAUCUAUCAGGUCGCAGCAGACGGUCUCACCUUGACUGGUACUACGCCUAGCGACUUGGGACCGGACCAUGCCGGGUACCAAGACAUACCAGUACCAGUCUACGCGACCGUCAAAGGGCGUGCCAGCCAAAUCAGAUCGAUGCCCUUCACGGGAGAUUCCUCUGAUGACUCGAGCGAUGGCGAAGGGAACAACACAACAGCUGUGGAUGGUACUAAUACACAUAGCAGGAGCUCAGGCGAAACUUCUGGUUCUAGUCCUGGAAAAAGAACUGCUUCCAGCAGUAGUGGUUCGCCUAGCAAAAGUAAAACGAGAGGUGUUUCAGACACGUCGUUCGAAUCUGGCAUGUCUGACGAUUAUGCUGUGCCGCCGGAUGCAGUGAGUUGCGAUACUACUAGCUUAGAGUCAUCGAUGUUGCUGAGGGCUUCCUCUUAUCUAGAUAGUCCCAAGAGGAUUGAAAGUUUAGAAAAAAGUGGAUCAUUAGCGAAAUUAGGUGGUAAAUUGAAAACGUGGAGGAAAAAAUGGUUCGUACUGAAGAAUGGUGUCUUAACUUAUUAUAAAAGUCAAAAUGAUAUCAACAGAAAGCCCCAAGGUCAAAUAGUUCUAGAUGAAAUUUGUAAAAUUACCAGAGCCGAAGGCUCAAACACGUUCGAAAUAGAUACAGGGAAAAAGACUUAUUAUCUGACUGCUGAUUCAAUAACGGCAAUGGAAGACUGGGUUAGAAUAUUGCAAAACGUGCAACGAAGAAAUGCAACUAAAUUACUGUUAAGUAGGGAUGAAAAUAAACCAAUUUUGCAAGGGAUUUUAAAGAAAGUGAAGAACGGAAUUCCCAGAGAAUGUUGGUGUGUACUCAUAGGAAAGAUGUUCUUGUAUUAUAAAAAGUCAACGGAUUCCACCCCGCAUGGCCAAAUUAAUAUGAGGGAUGCCAAAGUAGAAGAAAUCGAACAUCUCUCAGAUUCUGAUUCAGAAGAACAGGAUUCUGAACAGCCUAAAUAUACCGUAGGAAUAUUCCAUAGCAAUCAAGCUCCCACAUAUCUACAUUUUACUGGAAAACAGGAGAAAGAUUCUUGGUUGUACCAUUUGACUGUGGCCAGUGGCGGAGGGCCGAGUUCGGGCACCCAAUACGAACAACUGAUCCACAAGAUAAUGGAGGUCGACGGAGAUCCGAACUGUGUCUUAUGGAGACAUCCUGUCUUAUUGCAUGUGCCUUGUACCAAAGAUGGCGCUGUACCAUCCUAUUUUCCGCUCACUAGUUUGCCUACCGAAAAUCUACAGGCCGAGGCCAUCAAGCUGUUCAAGUGCCUGCAGCUGUUCAUGUCGGCGGCCGUCGACCAGGCCGGCAUCGACUAUCACGUGGUGCUGGCCCAGAACGCUUUGCAGCAGUGCCUCGACGUGGCCGAGCUGCAGACCGAGCUGAUCUGCGCGCUGAUCAAGCAGACCAGCAAGAGCGCCCCGCCGCCCAAGCUCGGAGUCCAGGUAUCCACACAAAAAUUGCUAAAGAAGGGCGCCGCCCACGAAGAGGCCAAACACAAGGACCACAAGGGCCCCCCGACCUACGCCCUGCUGCAGGGCUGGCAGCUGCUCGCCCUCGCUGUCAGCUUGUUCGUGCCGAAGAACUCGAUGCUGUUGUGGUUCUUGAAGGUGCACCUGCAGAGGCACGCCGAGAACAGGACGGAGUGCGGCAAGUAUGCGGCGUAUUGCGAGAGGGCGUUGGAGAGGACCAUUUUGGCAGGAGGUCGCGAGCUGAAACCGUCCCGCAUGGAGGUGUUGAGCAUCCUGCUGAAGAACCCGCAACACCACUCGCUGCCCCACUCGAUGCCCGUCCAUCUGGCCAACGGCGCCUACCACAUCACCAGCUUCGACGGCUCCACCUCGAUCAGGGAGUUCCAGGACACGAUGGCGCAGGAGAUCGGCUGCCGGACGACCAACGGCUUCGCCAUCUUCAGCGACGACCCCAUCGAGAAGGAUCUGGAGCACACGCUGGACCCGGCUGCGAAGCUGUGCGACCUGAUAUCCAAGUGGGAGAUCGCAUUGCGCGAGAAGGGACUAGGCAAGUUCGAGAACAGCAAAGUGAUCCGCCUGACGUACAAGAGCCGCCUGUGGUGGAAGAACUGCGCCAAGCUGGAAACGGAAAAGGAGCGCCUCCUGCUCUGCUACCAGGUGAACAGGCAGAUAGCGGGCGGCAGGUUCCCGGUGACGCGCGAGGCCGCCUUGGAGUUCGCCUCGCUGAUGGCGCAGCUCGACAUGGGCGAGUGCUCGCUGGCCAAUAAGAGCGCUAGUAAUACGUUGAGCCACCAGGGCACGUCGAAUUUGCACCGCAGUCCCAAGUCGACGGCCAAUGGGACGCUCAGUCCUCCCGGUGCUAACGGUUCCGGCAAAGGCGCGGAUAGUUUUCCGAGCUCCAACACGCUGAGCGCCUUGAACAACGUGCACGGCAUCCUCACCGCCCACUCCAACCAGGCCCUCAACGCCAUCGACAAGUUCUACCCGUACCGCUACCGCGACCAGCUCACCCCCGAAGGCCUGGCCGAAUUGCAGGCCAAGCUGAUGGCGAAAUGGCGGGCGCUGAAGGGCAAGACGCAGACCGACUGCGUCAGGGCGUACUUGAAUUCGACGAGGAAGUGGCCCUACUUCGGAGCCUCCUUGUUCCAGGCCAAGCUGCGGCAGCAAGACUCCCCGAUGAUCUGGCUGGCCGUCAACGAGGACGCCAUCACCGUCCUCGACCUAGCCACCAUGCAACCGCGCUCGCGCCACCCCUACACGGACGUCCUCACCUUCGGCGGCUGCCAAGAAGACUUCAUGCUCGUCGUCGUCACCCAGCACCAACAACAGCCGCCCUCCUCCCAGAAGCUGAUCUUCUCGCUCAGCAAACCGAAGAUCUUGGAGCUCACUCUCCUCAUCGCCGACUACAUGAAUUUGCUGAUCAACAAUCCGGGCACGCCGUUGCUUGGUACGUUGAGCAGGGGUACCAUGGUGUCGGUGAACCAGUCGAACCACCAUUCGCAGCCGGACAUUUUGAAGUCGACGCCUGAUCACGGGGGGGUUGUUGGAGGGGUGCAUCGGUCGGAUUCCAAGAGAAGGACCCACGUCGAUUCGGGGUUGGCGUGAUAGAGGGCGAGGGGCUGAAAGAAAGUCGUUGAUUAAGAGAAGGAUUGGUCAGUUGAUGUUGAUGAAGUCGACACUCAACAUACCAACAGCAGCUGCCCUUCUCUCA